This is a messenger RNA of Neurospora tetraspora, 7672 nucleotides long. Its product is annotated as putative cell wall alpha-1, 3-glucan synthase. The transcript has 5 exons. Gene Ontology annotation, cellular component: fungal-type cell wall. NCBI's taxonomy places the organism in Eukaryota, Fungi, Ascomycota, Sordariomycetes, Sordariales, Sordariaceae. Gene Ontology annotation, biological process: fungal-type cell wall (1->3)-alpha-glucan biosynthetic process. Gene Ontology annotation, molecular function: alpha-1,3-glucan synthase activity. The coding region runs from base 82 to 7257 and encodes 2391 amino acids. The record is from RefSeq and is a predicted model, not a curated record.
UCCUUACUCUCUAAUCGUUUUUUUCCUAUCUGAAAAGCUCCUCAUUUCACCCGCCCUCGUGGGCGCGAUACUCUACACAUCAUGGCGGCGGUUCUUCUCACACUCGUCCUGGCGACCUUGGUACAAGGUCUCCGGUACGAUCCAGACUACGUCGACUACAACCUUAAUCAGAAUAAGGACGCCGUGAACCCGUUGGACUACUCCGCGCCAAAACGAGAUAACUACACAGCGUCCCCAAAGGACUGGCAAUUUCCCUUCUACACGCUUUUCCUCGACAGGUUUGCCAACGGCGACCCUACCAAUGACAAUAUCAACGGCACUGUCUAUGAGCAAGAUCCUACAAGCAACCAGCUGCGGCAUGGAGGCGAUGUUCAGGGUAUCAUUGACAGCCUGGACUAUAUCCAGGGCAUGGGAAUGAAGGCUAUCUACAUUGCUGGUUCACCAUUUAUUAACCUGCCUUGGGGUGUUGACUCCUACUCGCCCAUUGAUUUGACUCUCUUGGACAUGCAUUAUGGCACGAUCAAGGACUGGCAACGCAUGGUGGACGAGAUUCACAAGCGUGAUAUGUAUGUCAUGAUUGACCACACAUUCUCGACUAUGAGCGACCUUCUGGCCUUCAACGGCUUCGAGAACGAAACCGCCCCCUUCACCCUCCAGGAACACAAGGUGCACUACAAGGGUAACCGAGAGUAUCUCGACUUUGCGCCAUCCAACGAAUACAAGGACAAAUGCGAGUAUCCCAGAUUUUGGGAUGAAACGGGAAUGCCUGUUGGAGAGGACGUCACCAGCCAGCUUAAAGGUUGCUACGACAGUGAUUUCGACCAGUACGGCGACAUGGAAGCCUUCGGUGUCCAUCCGGACUGGCAACGUUCCUUGGCCAAGUUCGCUAGUGUCCAGGAUCGGUUGAGGGAAUGGGUACCGUCUGUUCGCCAACGCAUCGAGUUAUUCUCCUGUCUUUCGAUCAGGGUGCUUGACGUUGACGGGUUCCGCUUCGAUAAGGCCACACAAGUCACGGUUGAUGCUAUGGCCGAGCAUAACGAAGCCGUCCGCAAGUGUGCCAAAGAACACAACAAAGACAACUUCUUCAUGCCCGGCGAAAUCACCGGUGGCAACGGCUACGGUGCGAUAUAUAUCGGCAGAGGACGGCAAGGGGACCAGAGGCCGAGUUUUCCCCAAGUCAUGAAUCUGACGACCAAAGAGCUGAGCAAGAACAACAGCCUGGUUAUCCGCGACGAGGGCAAAAACGGCCUCGACGCUGCUGCUUUCCAUUAUUCGGCAUACCGCUUUCUUACUAGAUUUCUCGGUAUGAGCGGAAACUUGGAAGCCGGUUAUGACCUGCCGCUCAACUGGGUUCAGAUGUGGAACCAGAUGAUCCUCACCAACGAUUUCGUCAACCCUAAUACUGGCGUGUUCGACCCACGGCACAUGUACGGAACCAUGAAUCAGGACGUUUUCCGGUGGUCUGGCAUCAAGCAGGGUACACAGAGGAUGCUUCUCGGUCUGUUCAUUAUGACUCUGCACAUGCCCGGUAUUCCGUUGGUCUUCUAUGGCGAGGAGCAGGAAUUCUACGUUCUUGACAGUACGGCGGACAACUACCUUUUUGGGCGACAGGCGUUCUCGCCUACCCCCGGUUGGAUGCUUCAUGGCUGCCAUGCCGGAAACAGUACACAGUACAUUGGCUGGCCCAUUGAAUCAGCAAGAACCGGAUGCAACGACCCCAAGGUUGCGCUGGAUCAUCGUGACCCAUCGGCCCCGGUCCGCAACAUCAUGAAGUCGAUGUACCACAUGCGCGAGAAGUAUGAGACUUUCCGUGAAGCAUGGCUCCUGCAAACCCUUAGUUCGAAGAUUAGGACUGUGACGCUCGAAGGUAGCACCACAAGCACCGAGUUCGGAAUUUGGUCCGUUGCACGCGCAUUUUAUCCUGGGGUUCAAAAGGAAUUAUAUCCAGCUGAACCCGUCUGGCUUGUUUAUCACAACGAGGAAAAGGAAACCGAGUAUACAUUCGACUGCUCCAAGAAGGACAAGGACUUCGUCUCUCCAUUCGAUGCUGGAGCGACGAUCAAGAACUUGUUCUACCCAUAUGACGAGAUCAAACUGGAGAAAUCCUCUCAGAGUUUAGGAUUCGCUAAUUCCCAUGCUGUGAGCGGCUGCCUCAGCAAUGUCACUAUGGCACCCUUCGAAUUCCGAGCCUACGUACUCAAGGAUGAUUGGGAGUCGCCCCCGCCUAUGAUCACCAAGUUCACUCCUGGCCAUGACGCUUCUGUCGAGUCUCAUGGAGACGGAAUGGUCAAUAUCACACUGGAGUUCUCGGAGGAAAUGGACUGUGAGGAGGUCUUCAAGUCGAUCUCCUUCAACUCGACAACCGAAGAGAAGGCCGAUAUCAAGAUCGAUAAACACCAGUGCGAAAAUAUCAAGGCCAGCUUCAUCGUCGAAUACGUCGGCGCCAUCCCCUCGACCUGGAGGUUCAACGCCACCUUGUCAAACGUCAAGGACGGAAUUCACAGAAUCACCGUGAAGGGUCCCAUGUCCGGUCGCAAUGUCAGCACGGGCGCCACUGAUCACUUCCUCCUCCGCGUCGGUUCAUCCAACAACCCGGUUGUUUAUCCCAUGAACGCCAACUAUUCGAAGACGCUAGUGACGAAAGAGGGCAGUGAUCUCUUCGUCAACCACGCCGCGGCUGGUGCCGAUAAGUGGCGCUAUUCGACCAACUGGGGCUCUACCUGGAGCAACUGGACCGAGUACAAGGGAGGCAAGGAGAAAAUUGACAAGCUGGAUUGGGUUGGAACCAAGAGACAGGAAUGGGAUGGUGACCAUGUCAUGGUUCAGUACUGGUCCAAGCUGCUGGGUAGCGCCUCGUUCGUCCAGUCUGGUGACAGCAAAGACACCAAGGCGCGCCGCUUCCCGCAUCUUUUCGCCCAAGGUCUCUUUAACAAGUUCGGCUUCGAUGCUGGUGUCAAGAAUGAGCUGAAGCAGGUUGGCGACGGGCUGUGGGAGGGUCACGUGAUGGAUGAGUGGCCUACAUACUUCCAGCUUAAUGUAUGGGGCAUGAAUCCCGACCAGAAGCCUGACGCCGGUUGGGUGCUUGGCGAUGUGGAUGGAGAUGGGGUCCUUGAUCGUAUGCCGCCUACAUCUUUGGCAAUGAACGUGAUCAACGCUACGGAACCGCCACCGAUGCCUGCGCUCUCCUGGAAGCUUGUCUUCAACGAUGCGCUGCUCACUUUCCGCAUGGAGCCCCAGGGAAACAUGUGGAUUCAGAUCAUCAUGUUCAUCCUGCUGGCUUCACUCCCCAUUGUUGGCGGUCUCACUGCCGUCUGGAUUUUCAUGGGCUCCUUCUACAAGGUCAAGGUCAACAAGGUCGGCUUCAAGCGCCGCGGUCGCUCACCUCUACGCGACAUUGGCAAGCGCAUCAGCAGUACCGUUUCCUUCGAGAAUUUCCGUCACAAGGACGUGGGCGAUACGGAGCUCGCUGUCGUCCCUGGCAAGCGCAGAAAGGUCAUCAUUGCCACCAUGGAAUACAAUAUCGACGACUGGAACAUCAAGAUCAAGAUUGGCGGUCUCGGCGUCAUGGCCCAGCUCAUGGGCAAGGCGCUGGAGCACCAAGACCUAAUCUGGGUUGUGCCCUGCGUCGGUGGCAUCGACUACCCGAUCGACCAGCGCGCUGAGCCAAUGUACGUGCCCAUCAUGGGCAAGGAGUACGAAAUCGAAGUGCAGUACCACCAGGUUCAGAAUAUCACGUACGUGCUGCUCGACGCGCCCAUCUUCCGCACCCAGUCCAAGGCCGACCCCUACCCGCCGCGCAUGGACGACAUGGACUCGGCCAUCUACUAUGCUGCUUGGAACUACUGCAUUGCUGAGGCCAUUCGUCGGUUUAACCCGGACAUGUACCACAUCAACGAUUAUCACGGUGCGGCGGCGCCGUUGUAUCUGCUUCCUGAACGCACCAUCCCUUGCGCUCUUUCUCUUCACAAUGCUGAGUUCCAAGGCAUGUGGCCUAUGCGCACGCCUGAGGAGUCUAAGGAGGUGUGCGAGGUGUUCAACCUGGAUCCGGAAGUCGUAAAGGAGUAUGUUCAGUUCGGAUCGGUCUUCAACCUCCUCCACGCCGGAGCAAGCUAUCUGCGUGUCCACCAAAAGGGCUUUGGUGCCGUGGGCGUCUCGAAGAAGUAUGGCGACCGCUCUUACGCCCGCUACCCUAUCUUCUGGGGUCUGUCCAAGAUCGGCCAGCUGCCUAAUCCUGACCCGAGCGACACGGCCGAGUGGAGCAGAGACGAGCAGGUCCAGGAGAAGGACGUCGUUGUCGAUCUCGAGGCCGAGGCCAAGCGUGGUGAUCUCAGAAGACAGGCUCAGGAGUGGGCUGGAUUGGAAGUCAACCCGGAUGCGGAGCUCUUCGUCUUCGUCGGCAGAUGGUCGCUCCAGAAGGGCGUCGAUCUUAUCGCUGACAUUUUCCCGUCCAUCCUGGAGAAAUAUCCUACCACCCAGCUCAUUUGCGUCGGCCCGGUUAUCGAUCUGUAUGGCAAGUUCGCGGCGCUCAAAUUGGCAAAGCUCAUGGAGAAGUAUCCCAAGCGCGUUUACAGCAAGCCCGAGUUUACCGCCCUGCCUCCUUGUAUUUUCAGCGGCGCUGAAUUUGCUUUGAUUCCCUCUCGCGACGAACCGUUUGGUCUGGUUGCUGUUGAGUUUGGUCGCAAGGGCGCGCUCGGCGUUGGUGCCCGCGUCGGUGGCCUUGGACAGAUGCCUGGUUUCUGGUACACGAUCGAGUCGACCGCUCCUCAGCAUCUUAUUCAGCAAUUCCGUGGAGCCAUUGUCGGCGCUUUGGAAUGCAAGAAGAAGAACCGUCAGAUGAUGAGAGCCUGGAGUGCUAAGCAACGUUUCCCUGUCGCUCAAUGGGUUGAGGACCUAGAUACGCUUCAGACCGAGGCUAUUCGCAUUCAUCACAAGGAAGCCAAGAAGCGGAAGAGAGUCUCCAGUGGCUCCUUGCUCACGGUUCCUUCCAAUAUUGAUCUUAACGGCAAUAAUACCCAGCGCGAUUACUUUGAUGAUGCAGUCUCGACUCCUGCGGGCGCACGAUCCCGAGCGGCAUCCACUUCUUCGACUCCGGGGCCUCAAGACAGUGCAACACAUCACAGACGAACCCCCUCCAACCCCUUUGAUGAUGACAUCCCUAGCAUUGCCGCGUCCCCGCCUCCUGGGGCUCCCGGAUCUCCUCCUACCGUUAACGUGUAUCAUUCCGACCAUGAUGGUGAAGAUGGAGCCGAUGAACCCCUCAUGCCUCCCCUCAUGCCUCCGAACCCCCUAUUCCUUAACCCGUCCGCGAGUUCGUCAGUUACGGAUGUCCCCUCUAUCGCAGGUAAUGCCUUCGGCCAAGCGGGUGACCGCGGCAGUGUCGACACCUUCGCGAUGCGCAUGAUGUCUCCCGAUGGCUCCGAGACCCGUCCUCAAGCCUUUGGUAUGCUCAACCCACAAGCUCGUCCCGGUGCUUCAGGUCUCUACCAAGCCCGCAACCGCAACAGCUCGCGUCUCUCUGUCAUUGAUGUCGUUGGUGACAGGCAGGACUUCCGCUUGCAGAAGGUUGAUCCCUUCUUCACUGAUGCGAAUGGCCAGUAUUACCGCGAGUUCGAGAGCAAGCUCAACGGCCUCACGGCAAAGAACUCGGAAACUGAACUCUGUAUCGAGGACUACCUCAAGGAAAGCGAAAAGGAGUGGUUCAAGCAAUUCAGAAACGCCAAACUGGGCCGUAGCCGCAGUCCGAGCCGCUCUCGGAGCCCCAUGCCAGGCUUGAAGAUCAAGAAGACCAGACACGCGAGCAUUGCCAGCGUCCAGAGCAUUUCGCCUUCCGAAGACGGGUCACUCAGUAACGAGGAACGCAACAACAACAACAAUGAGGGUGUCGGUCACCAUCGCGACGACCAAUUCCUGCUCGGCGAAGGGUACAGGCCGCCCACUGGCUUAAAGAAGCUGCUCUCCAUCCGCCUCGGCGACUGGCCUAUCUACUCCUUCAUCAUCGCCCUUGGCCAGAUUCUCGCUGCCAACACGUAUCAGAUCGUUCUUCUCGCUGGCGAAUCCUCACAAACGACUACGUCACUUUAUAUCGUUGCGGGCACGUAUGCCCUCGGCUCCCUUCUCUGGUGGUUCAUGUUCCGCCGCCUCCCGGCCCUGUACUCGCUCUCGCUGCCCUGGCUCUUCUAUGGUCUGGCAUUCAUGCUUCUGGGCGUAACGCCGUUCAUGCCUGAACACGUCCGUUUCCCAGUUCAGAAUACUGCGUCGGCAUUGUACGCCGCUGGUGCAUCAAGCGGAUCCUUGUUCUUUGCCAUGAACUUUGGUGAUGAAGGUGGCGUCCCCAUAAUGACCUGGAUCUUCCGCGCCGCCAUCAUCCAAGGCAUCCAACAAGUCUACGUCCUCGCCCUCUGGUACUGGGGCAGUCUUCUCACCGCGCAAACCCCCACCGGUUCUCCCCACGUCGGUGUCUGGAUCGCCAACAAAGUCCCCGUGGUCCUCGUCAUCACCGUCCCCAUCGCCCUCAUCCUCUGGUCCCUCGGCGUAAUCUCCUUCAUCGGUCUACCCGAUUACUACCGCCAACAACCCGACACGAUCCCCUCCUUCUACAAAUCUCUCCUGCGCCGCCACAUCGUGCCCUGGUUUUUGUUGAUGGUCGUCAUCCAGAACUACUUCCUCUCGGCCCCCUACGGGCGCACCUGGGAGUUUUUGUUUUACUCGAGGGCCGUCCCCGGCUGGGCCAUCUUGCUUCUCGCCAUCGGCUUCUUCGUCGGCCUCUGGUGCUUGCUGCUCUGGCUAUUCGCCUACUUCACCAAAACCCACCCGUGGAUCGUCCCGCUCUUCGCCAUCGGCUUGGGAGCCCCGCGCUGGGCGCAGAUGUUGUGGGCCACCAGCGGAAUCGGGCUCUAUCUCCCCUGGUGCGGCUCGGUUGCUCUUUCAGCGAUCAUCUCCCGCUGCUUGUGGCUGUGGUUAGGGCUCCUGGAUACGGUGCAGGGUGUCGGACUGGGUAUGGUUUUGUUGCUGACGCUCACGCGGCAGCAUGUGGCUGCCACGCUUAUCGGGGCGCAGUUUUUGGGGGCGGUGUUUACCAUGUUGGCGAGGGCGACGGCGCCGGAUAAGGAUGGGCCGGGAGAUGUCUUCCCGGAUUUUAGUGGCGGGGCAAUGCCCGGGUUGGGGAGGCCGUGGUUUUGGGUUGUGUUGGGACUGCAGUUGGUGUUGCCCGUGGGGUUCUUCAAGUUCUUUAGGAAGGAGCAGGUUGCUAAGCCUUGAGUGUGUGUGGAUGUAUGUCAAAGUGAAGAAGAUGAAGAAGAAGGAGAAGGGAUGAAGGGGAAUGAAUGAAUGAAUGGGGUUGUUGGGGUGAAACUGAAUGACGGGAAGGAAAAGAGAUAUGAUACGAUACGGUGGGAUUCGAUUGGAUUGGAUUUUACAAACUACUAACGACUGGACUGGAUUGGAUGUAACGGAAGUAUGGCUAAAAGGGUGUCUCGUUGGAUGAAAUUGUUUUGAUAUCCUUUGUUUGAACAAGUAUUUUUCGUUUGGUUAUAUAUACCUUGGCAUAUACCCCCCCUUCCCAGUCACUAAAGGAUUUUGGCUCGGAGGACUAGGUGUUUUUGAGCGCCUUCAAUCUUUAAGGCUUACUUACUAGCUGCUCCAAAGUUUCCUCCUCUUUAUGCGUUUGUGAAAC